Parascedosporium putredinis is the source of this 3915-nucleotide messenger RNA. Lineage: Eukaryota; Fungi; Ascomycota; Sordariomycetes; Microascales; Microascaceae. The record is from the annotation of a GenBank genome assembly.
AUGAAUGAACAGUCCGAUAUUGUCCAACCGAGCCCGAGCGGUUCCAUCCGACCAACCUACUUAGAACCCGACAACACACCCUUACCCAUGCCCAAGAGGCGGGCUCGAUUUUCCCGACCGUCGCCCAAGCCUUCCCGAGCUCCCGUAGCCACACCGACACCCGCUUCGAGUCUCUCGAAUAAAGACAACCGCCCCAAACCCUACACAGUCGAGUACCCGUCGCAGGCGCCUCGGUACAGGCAGGUAAAGGUGGAGGCACCUCGAUCUACGUCGGAACUUCCCCGUGUAUCAAACUCGGGCUACGCCGACUUCUUUCCCUGGAGCGGUGACCAUCCCGAAGACCAAUUCUCCGAAACCGUUAUCCGCAGCGGGUAUUUUCACAAGGCCCCUCCGAACCAGGCCGAGGCGGCUACCGCGAAGCCCGCUCUCUUCCCCUUGUUGAAACAGAAGAACUGCCUCAAUGCCCUGUCUAGCGUUUUUCUCGGCGUCUUAGCCCAGCGACGCCACAGUGGUCAGAUUACGGCGCCCUCUACCUUCAAGCCGCCACCUCGAGUGACCCUCACUGACACGAAGAGGGAGAUGUGGCUCAAGGACCUAGCCAACCCAGCAACUUCCCUGAGACGUCUGAGCCGUACGAUCCCUCACGGUAUCCGCGGCAAGGUACUGCUUGAGCAUUGUCUCAACAAGAACGUCCCGACGGAAAGAGCUUUGUGGCUAGCCAAGUGUGUUGGUGCCAAUGAUCUCCGAGCGUUUAGAAGGAAGGGCGUCAAUCAGACUUUCAUGGGAGGAGAAACCAAGUGGAUAAGGGACUGGACUAUAUUUGUCGAGCAGUUUGUGGAGGCAGUCUUCUCCUCCUUUGAGAUGCCUGAGUGGAAGACCAAGGUGACCUAUGCCAUACGCCUUGCUACCAACCUUUACACCGAACAACUUCUCGACCGGGACCAUUACAUGGAGUGGCUUCUCUCGGGACUUGAGACCACCCCCACUCCAAACUUCCCAUUGGUAUCACUGCUAAACCACCUCAUCACAAUCCAUGCCGACCCGGACCGCGAUCUCCUAAAUCAACUCUCCUCUCGAAUUUCGUCUCUACUCACGUCCCUCAUGGUCACCAAUCCUGAGAGUUUUCUCUCUCCAUUAACCUGGCCUAAACAUAGGGAUAUGCUAUUUGAGCUAGUCCAGCUGGUCGACGGCCCUACGCGAACUGCUUACCAGCUCAUAGACUCGCGAAACAAUCGUCUCAUUUCAGGCAACGAAUCGACCUCGACCCAAAGUAUGCAGCAGCGGCUGGUCAAACUUUUGGAUUCAGCCCUUCACCAACCGUUUACCGAGAGCCUCAUCUCGCAAUGCUGGGUUCUCGGAUCGGACAAGGGUGCGCUAGUUCGCACCACACUUGAUUGGGGAACCUCGCCCCUAAGGCCCGGCUCAACCAAGAUAUAUAUCGCUGUCCGGCUGCUUCGGUCCUGGAGCAAGCAGGGAUUGGAUGUUACAGCUGUGCUUCUUGAGUACCUAGACUCAAUCCCGGCCGAUGAUCAGGAGCGCAAGCAUCUCCUUUACUCCAUCGUAUCUGAUCUGACUCGAUCAUUCGACUUCUCGGCCGCGAGGUAUAUCCAAUGGCUUAUCUCUCGCGGCGGCCUCUCUGAUCCCGAAGAAAUCUCGGCUGCCGGCCCCUGCAGCACCAGGCUACUUGUCGAGCUGCCAACGCAUGCACUCAACCCGUCUUUGAGGUGUAUGCGGGGAAACCUCCUUCGUCGCGCUUCGUUCGAUGUCGAGGAGGAGAAGGUCGAUCUCGAAAAUGCAAUCAAACUCGUAAAGCUGGGCCUGGGCCUGCCCCUGAGCCCUGGCGACCCCAUUUCGCUCAAGAAACCCAUGCCUGCUUCCAAACUUGCUAAACCCGCCGCAAACGAUUACGAGAUGUUGCUUGGGGUUGUUGCCCUUGCGUCCAAAGUACCGAACGCUGAGCUCCUUGCUUCCUGCACCGAAACCGUCAAUGUUCAUCUCACCGUCUUCGCCGCGAUGGAAGACGUGAGAAAGCUAUUUGACACCUUUAUGAUGUCGUUCAAGACGCUCAGUGACGCUCAAGGUAUUGCGCCCACGCGCAUUCUUCUCGCGUCCCUUGCUAGCCUUGCCGAACGAAUCCCCGGAUUGGAGGAUCAGGGUGGACAACUUCGAAGUGAGCUUCUUCGCUAUGAUCGAACUUCGGGGAUAGACGUGUGCUCUCCCGUCUCAGACAACAUGGCCGGUCACAUGCAGGAUAUAGAGGGGACUUUGUACGAGGAGGUGGACAAGGUUUUGUCCACUGGGACGAGGGUCGACCAUCCUACUAUGGAUAGGCUCUUCCAGACGAUCACCAGCCGGCUUGAAACUUGCUGGUCCAAGUCAGCCGAAGCCCAGCGGGGCUGCAUCCCUUUGCUAACCCGCCUCCGCGCUUUCGAUUUGCAGCAUUUUGAUGAGAAAAUGGUGGAAUGGAUUCGCAAGGUCAAGGCUGCGCCUGGCCGGCCACCUCUCGCAGAAAUCCUUCCGCUUCUGAUCGGACAGGGGUGCCUCGACCUUGCCAGCAUCCUAAAGGCUUAUGUGCCGACGUUGUCGAGCUCGCCGGCCAUGUCGUACUGCGGGCCUUAUCUACAGGAGACGCUGCAGAUCGCGUCGAUGCGUCUGCCCCAGACGACCAUAUUAACGCCGGAGGAGUGCUGUCGCUUCUACGUGCAACAAAAGACUCUGCUGUCGCGCCAACCCGACCAGAUUCGACGGAUUUUGCACCACGCGCUUGCGGAGUAUUGCGAGAUGGGAGGAAGUGUAGGCCAGAGCGACCUUCCAUUAGACCGACCGGGUUGCUGGUCUGCUGUGCUCGACUUGUUCAAGAGCCUCGUUCUCAUAGACGCCAAUGGGUUGGCCCACGAAUAUACCUCAACGACGACCCCGCCUCAUCUCCGGCAACUUGUUGACGCGUUGGCGACGCAGGCACUAGGACUGAGCGACGCCUCAAAGUCGCAAAUCUCAUUUGGGCGCAUCUUGGAGAUGGCCAGCGAGCUCAGCCUCCCAUUCUGCCAAGUGAAGCUAUCUCUGUCGCUCACCGAGGAGAGCGAAACGGUAUCGGAACACCAAACCGAAUCCCACAUCACUCUAUUCACGAGGGCAAUGGAGAGCGCCAUCGAAGCGAACAACGUAAUGUGGACAAGCAUUCUCCCCACCUCAACGAUACGAUCGCGCAACAUGUUCGAAACGAAGCGAGAACUCACUGCGCCGAUCGCGGAUAAGGUGUCGGAUCUUUGGGACAUCCUCUCUAGCAACGAGGAAGAAAAGAGGCAGCUUCGCAAUGUCGUCUUGACCGGAUGGCUACCGCUAAUGCUCAAAUUCGUUGCCAUGCACGUCGGACCGGCUUCGGAGCCGGUGUCCGCGCCGACGCCGGGCGGAAACAUCAUUCGACCUCCACCGAACCCAGCGCAAACGGAGCUCAAGGCCAAGGUGCUGCUCUCGCUUGCCGGCAUCUUCCAGGAAAUGGACUCUCUCGACCCGUUGGAAGCGCAACUCGCCCAAGGGUCCGGCCUUUCGCAGCAAGUUCUUGAUGUGGCCAUGGUCCUAGUUGAUGGGCUUCCGGACGAAGCACGUGCUCAUUGCUGUCGCCUUGUUCUGGUCUCCGACCCGGUAACAUUGCAGAGCGCCUCCUCUGACGCGCGCCUCCGAUACCUCCUUAGCUACAUGCCCCCACAAGACAAUCUGAUGUUGUCCCCGCGAAACCGAAUGAGUAUGCAGGGCGGCUCAACGCGCACCGCCAUGCUUGGGGUUCCAGGGCAAGCGGAGAAGCUCGUACCGUUUUCGUAUCGGCGAUGGGAGGUCCUGAACGAGCCAACGCCCAAUGUAGGCGAAAACGAUACAAGCUUGAGCCUCACCCUGUUCGAGGCUAUCAAAUUACGAUGA